Molecule: messenger RNA, 672 nt
Organism: Emericellopsis cladophorae
Lineage: Eukaryota; Fungi; Ascomycota; Sordariomycetes; Hypocreales; Bionectriaceae
Exons: 1
Coding region: 1-672 (223 amino acids)
Biological process (GO): carbon utilization; cellular response to oxidative stress; cellular response to carbon dioxide
Cellular component (GO): cytoplasm
Molecular function (GO): carbonate dehydratase activity; zinc ion binding
Source: RefSeq, a predicted model, not a curated record
AUGACUCAACCACCUCAGGAAGUAAUUGACUACCUCAAGCAAUCCCACGACAAGAUCUUCGACAACAAUCGCAAAUGGGCCGAGAGCAAGCAAACCCAAGACCCUGGCUACUUUGCGCGCCUCUCCGAGGGCCAGACACCCGAGUAUCUCUGGAUUGGCUGCAGUGAUUCGCGCAUCCCCGCCGAGCAGAUCACUGGUCUCGAGCCUGGCGAGACCUUUGUCCACCGCAACAUUGCCAACCUCGUGGUCAAUACCGACCUCAACGUUAUGAGCGUCAUCAACUACGCCGUCCGCCACCUGGGCGUCAAGCACAUUGUCGUCUGCGGUCACUACGGUUGCGGCGGUGUCAAGGCUGCCAUGACCCCCAAGGACCUGGGCUUGCUGAACCCCUGGUUGCGUAACAUUCGCGACGUCUACCGCCUGCACGAGGACGAGCUCGACGCUAUCGAGGACGAGACGGCCAAGAACAACAGGCUGGUGGAGCUCAACGUGGUGGAGCAGUGCCGCAACAUCAUCAAGACGGCGGCGGUUCAGCAGAGCUAUGCGGCAAACGGGUUCCCUAUCGUCCACGGCUGGGUGUUUGACUUCUCGACAGGCUUGCUGAAGGAUCUCAACAUUGACUUUGAGUCCAUCUUGGCUAAGAUCCAGAAGAUCUACAACCUCACGGAGUAG